AAGAUUGCAAAGAGCUUCUCAGUAUUCAUAUGUUGGGGCAGUGAGGUUUCAAGAAAGGUAGGACGCUGGGGUGUGGCGGCCAGGGGCAUGUAUUCGUGCUCCACAAUCUGGACGGUCACAACUCAUAUGCAGCCAAGGCAUUUCGAUCAGGGAGCGAGAGAGAGAAGUUGGGAUCAUGGCCAAGCUCCGGGGCUGCCCUGGAGUUGUCUCCUUUAGAGAUUUCAUCAAGGAGAGAGAUGGAGGACAAUGUUUUGGGAGUAUUAUUAUGGAACUAUGUGGAUCUAGUCUUGCUGAUCGCUUGCGCGCUUCCGGGCAGAUGAGCGAAGAAGAAGCAGCUCAGAUUAUCAAGCAGCUGGCAGAGACCCUCAAGGAGAUGCAUUCGAGAGGCAUAGUUCACCGGGAUCUCAAGCCGGGCAACAUACUUUUCAAGCUAGACGCGCGCGACAAAGUGGUGAUUAGUGACUUUGGUAUGGCCACAGACGACCCUGAGGAGAUGUCGCAGUACUGUGGCACGGGGAAGUACAUGGCACCCGAGGUGGCAGAGAACAAGGAUGGGAGCUUCUACACAGCAGCUAUCGACGUGUGGGGACUUGGAGCGAUUUUAUACGAGAUGCUGGGAAAGGGAGGAUAUCAGCCGAGUGAAGCAUUUGAUCGCGUGCGACAGGGGGCAUCCCCGGUUGGUCCUUUCUCGUUUAUAGCGGAGGAUCUCCUUGCCAAGAUGCUGGCUGUGGAUCCGAAACAAAGGCUGACAGUCGAUCAGGUUCUACAACACCCAUGGAUUGUCAAGCUUUGCAGAAGCAGCAGCAGUAAGAUCUACAGGACGUGGAGGAGGCCCUGUGGUGCGAAAAGGAGUGCUCCUGGCCUCGACAAGGACUUGGUCGUGAAGAAAGUUCGAGCGGCUUAAAAGUGCCAGCAGUCAGUCCGGUAAGCACACUUGCCAUUUCCUCUUUCUCCUAGUCGCAGUUCCUAACUUCAGGUUCGCUUUUGUAUCCUCCGGACAUCAUCGACAUCUCUCGUGUCUCUGUCUGGAAAUACCUUUUUGGUGGCUGUCGAGAACAAUCGUGGAACAAAAACGAGAUCCAAGCAAAUGCCGAGGUAGAUGCAAACGAGAUAGAUGUUACACACAAAGCUAUGCCGCUCUUCUUUAAGAAACAAGGGAAGUUGAAUGUUUCUCCCCUCAAGAAAGAAUUGAAAAAAGUCUAUCCAUAUAUAAACAAGGAUCAAAAGUGGAGUUAAAUCGAGAAUGGCUAUUGAUCACUGUUAAUCUAACAACCCAAGCAUAUCUUGAGAUCAUUCGGGAACUUCUCAAAGUGGUGGAAGAGUCCGCGUGAUCCAUGCUUGGGGAUACGACUGGCGCUGGGGAAUUCAAUCGACGGCUGCUCUCGCGAGGAAGAUCUGGCUGGUCUGCGCGUAGGCCGUGCAUGACACGAAGUCGUGCUCGCUCGAUUGAAGCGCUCCUUGGCUUCGUCAACCAGGAGAUUGUUCGCGAACGCCUGGAUCAUCAGGUUCCACCAGACGAUGUUCAAGGCCGGCAGCUCGCGCUUCCUCCAAACGCCCGCUCAUGACACCACCUCUCGCUGGGGCAUCGAAUCGAAGACCUUCUUGGCCAGUGCUUCAUCCCAACCAUCGAAGAUCGCGUUCUAGGAGAUGAAGUUCCUAGCCGGCAUCCGGAAGAACAUCGCCAGCGCUACCUGGAGAUUCCCAUUCCGGGCAUAUGCGGUGAUUAUCGCGUUCCACGCGACGAAAUCUC
This is a messenger RNA of Selaginella moellendorffii, 1750 nucleotides long. RefSeq names its product serine/threonine-protein kinase H1 homolog. The transcript has a single exon. The record is from RefSeq and is a predicted model, not a curated record. Lineage: Eukaryota; Viridiplantae; Streptophyta; Lycopodiopsida; Selaginellales; Selaginellaceae. Bases 176 to 904 code for a protein of 242 amino acids. Gene Ontology annotation, molecular function: ATP binding; protein serine/threonine kinase activity. Gene Ontology annotation, cellular component: nucleus; cytoplasm. Gene Ontology annotation, biological process: protein phosphorylation; mitotic DNA damage checkpoint signaling.